Molecule: messenger RNA, 930 nt
Organism: Suillus discolor
Lineage: Eukaryota; Fungi; Basidiomycota; Agaricomycetes; Boletales; Suillaceae
Exons: 9
Coding region: 1-930 (309 amino acids)
Source: RefSeq, a predicted model, not a curated record
AUGAGUGCUUUAUCAGAUAUGAGAGAGCAAAGUCGAAGCACGUCGAGUUAUGAGGCGACUGCCAUGUUGCUACUUUGGACCAUUCAGGAUACUGCUAUCACCUGCACUCAGUCCACAAUCGAGUUUUUAUGUUUUUGGAGGAGUUUUGUUCGUCUUUUGAUUGGCUACUUUGCAGCCGGUACUUUGAACAUCCGGCGAAACUGGCGAGCGCUCGUUUACUGGGAUAAGGCUGAGAUCGUGCGCAAGCGCUCGAACUUGAAGGAUUCAGGCAGCUCCGGGAUGGUUGAUUGUGAAGGUGUUUCAUCGACUCUGGGUGUUGGGUUCCAGAUGCUCCCUCUGGUGUGGGACAAGGUGCUAAUCCCCAGUCGGCACUAUGAAACCACUCUGGGGACCUGUGAGAUUUGGAGUAUCCGCCGCCCAAAAUGGACAAGCGAAUCUCAAGGCCAGGACACAUAUCUUCAACCCCUCAGGAUAUUUGACAGUGUUAUGGAGAGGCUCACGGAUAUAUGGGCCAUUCCUCGGGUACAUCCAUAUGCAAAGAUUUCAUUGGGCGUGUUGUCUCGCACAUUAAAAAUGGUCAUCGGCCAAUCGGAUCGCGACCAUGCAGUAUAUUGUCUUGUCGACAAGUUGGAUCAAGUUUACCGUUUCAUGAUACGAGACGAGACGCUUGGCCAGAUUUCAUCAAUGCACGGUAUCCUUGGACAGAUCUCUCAGCAGACCCUUGAAUGUGCCUGCUUUAUCAGAGAUUAUUUUCAGACAAAGUGCUUCUAUAAUGCAAUCCAACUGUACAGCGAUACAUUGGAUGCGCUCACGCAAAACUUCCGGGACCAACUUACUCGUGACAUGGCUAUCUAUGUCCACCGUACAGGACAACUAGACCUUAGCGGUAUAAUGUAUGCAGCAAACGCAGGACUGGAUACGAUGAAAUAA